AUGGCAGAGUAUGGCAGGCAGACCGAUGGAGGCUCUCACGACCACGAGGAAAACAGGGUCAAUGGAGUUGAGAAGAACCAGCUGACCCAGUCUGGCUACCAAGAGAUACGGCGGUGGUUAAUCUGGUUGGGUAUUACAGUCAUUACCAUCUUGGUGGUUCAAAGAUACGGUUUGUUGAGGAUUACAAAAUACCACAGCGGUGGCUCACCUAGACUACAAGAACAUAGCCCCAGAACUUUCCAUGAAAUAGAGCUGGACCCCAUUGAAAGAUUUGACAUUGACAACAUCAAAUAUGUGUGGAUUGUGAUGGGGGCGGUGUUAGUGGCUGUGAGUGCAAUCGUCGCGACAGGCUGA
This is a messenger RNA of Suhomyces tanzawaensis NRRL Y-17324, 354 nucleotides long. RefSeq lists its product as uncharacterized. The record is from RefSeq and is a predicted model, not a curated record. Bases 1 to 354 code for a protein of 117 amino acids. The transcript has a single exon. Lineage: Eukaryota; Fungi; Ascomycota; Pichiomycetes; Serinales; Debaryomycetaceae.